AUGUUUUGUCUCACCACAGGCGACAAAAUCUUCCGGUUCUACCGGACGAGACUCGAUCCUGGCUUCCCCAUCUCGGCCGCGCGCGCCGGCAUGCCAAAGUCGCCGGACGCCGCCCUGGUGCGGAGCGUGGACUACCGCGUGUACGUCCUGAAGGGCUCCCGCGUGUACGCCUUCGACGAGCUGACCAGGAAGAACGUGCCCGGCUACCCCCGGCCCAUCUACACCGUCUGGCCCGGCAUCCCUAAGCGCAUCGAUGCGGCCUUCCAGUGGCUGAACGGACGGACUUACUUCCUGAAGAGGGACCUGUACUGGAAGUUCGACGAGGACACGAACAUGCAGGAGAAGUGCAACCCUCGCGCCGUGUCCCACUCCUGGUUAUCCUGCUCCUCAGACAGGGUUAUAGGGGACUAGGGGCAGACGUUUUAGGGACUAGAGGCCAAUGUUUUGAAAUUGUGUAUAUAUUCAUGUAUGUGUCAUUGUUGAUGGGUUGUACGGAAUACAAUUUACAGUUUCGCAAUUUUAUUUGCUUUUACAAAAACUGUGCGGUCAGUCUUUGUAACUAACAUUGUUAAAAUGGAUGCAGACAUUUAGGUAAGACGUCGUAGUCGAAUAUAUACAUAUAUAUUCAAUGAUUACCUCUUUUGCAUCUUCCAA
Branchiostoma belcheri (Belcher's lancelet) is the source of this 654-nucleotide messenger RNA. RefSeq names its product matrix metalloproteinase-19-like. Lineage: Eukaryota; Metazoa; Chordata; Leptocardii; Amphioxiformes; Branchiostomatidae. The coding region runs from base 1 to 411 and encodes 136 amino acids. The record is from RefSeq and is a predicted model, not a curated record. The transcript has a single exon.